CAAAUGAAGAACGCAUCGUUGACGAGCAUCACUUGGAAAAGUGGAGACGUAAAGUUGUGAUCUGAAACUAGGAAAGAAAUUGUUUCCAAAAUAAAUCGUGGUAGUAAAAUCAAAUAAACAAAACCUACCAUGCCACGUAUUAUGAUUAAAGGUGGUGUGUGGAGGAACACCGAGGAUGAAAUUUUGAAAGCAGCUGUGAUGAAAUAUGGUAAAAAUCAAUGGUCACGUAUUGCUUCUCUGUUACAUCGGAAAUCAGCUAAACAAUGCAAAGCUCGUUGGUAUGAAUGGUUGGAUCCAAGCAUCAAGAAGACAGAGUGGAGCCGUGAAGAAGAUGAAAAACUCCUACACUUGGCAAAGCUCAUGCCUACUCAGUGGAGAACUAUUGCCCCCAUUGUUGGGAGAACAGCUGCCCAAUGCCUUGAACGCUAUGAAUACCUUCUUGAUCAAGCUCAAAGAAAGGAAGAGGGUGAAGAACCUGGUGAUGACCCACGUAAAUUGCGUCCUGGAGAAAUUGACCCAAAUCCUGAGACUAAACCAGCCCGUCCAGAUCCCAAAGACAUGGAUGAAGAUGAACUGGAGAUGUUGUCUGAAGCCAGGGCUAGGUUAGCUAACACACAGGGUAAAAAGGCUAAACGAAAAGCCAGAGAGAAACAACUGGAAGAGGCACGACGAUUGGCCGCUUUACAAAAAAGGAGAGAGCUGCGAGCUGCAGGUAUGGGCGUUCGCCGUGGAGCUCUGUCUCACAACCGUCGCAAGCGUGGUGUGGACUACAAUGCCGAAAUUCCGUUUGAGAAGCAGCCAGCUAUUGGUUUUCAUAAUACGGCAGAAGAACAAUUUGAUCCUUUCGCACCAAACUUCCAUCGGCUCCGUCAGCAACAGCUAGAGGGUGAACUACGCUCAGUUAAGGAGGACAGGGAGCGCAAGAAGGACAAGGACAGGCUUAAGCAGAGAAAAGAGAAUGAAGUUCCUUCGGCUCUGUUGCAAGGAGACCAACCGGCAGCGAAACGUUCGAAGCUUGUUCUACCGGAGCCUCAGAUAUCCGACAGAGAUCUUGAACAAGUCGUUAAACUAGGCAGAGCUUCGGAAGCUGCUCAAGAUGCAGCCCGCGAAACUGGCCAGAGGGUAUCGGACACUCUUUUGGCCGAUUAUUCCUUAACACAGAGUGGGGGGUUGCGAACACCACGAACACCAGCUCCUCCUAUGGACAAGAUUUUGCAAGAAGCACAAAAUCUGAUGGCGUUAACGCACGUUGAAACUCCGCUGAUGGGUGGUACCAACGCACCGUUGAUCAAUCCUGACUUCGCUGGUGCCACUCCAAGUAAAGAUGGAGUCGCAACACCAAAUACGUUACUUUCAACGCCAUUUCGUACGCCCAGCGGGGCAGCAGGUUCUGCCACACCAGGCAUGCUAAGUAUCACGUCGGGAGCAACACCCCGUGCGGGAGUUCAGUCUCUUCCCGGUGCAACCCCAUUGGUGCGAGACAAAUUAAAUAUUAAUCCAGAAGAGUCUACUGAGGUUAUGCAGCGCACGCUUAAAGAGCAACUCAAACGAGGACUGAGUACACUACCUACUCCCAAGAACGAUUACGAAAUUGUUGUACCAGAAGAGGAAAUGGACACUGAAUCUGGAUUACCUGGUGACGGAGGAACGACGGGCACAUAUAUCUCUGUAGAAGAUCAGGCAGAUAUUGAUGCUCGUAUUGAAGCAGAGCGCAAAAAGCAAAGAGAAGCUGAGUUAAAGCGACGAUCCCAAGCGUUGCAAAGAAGUCUGCCCCGUCCUCACGAAGUGAACAAUGCCAUUCUCAGACCAGCCAAUUCGUCCGAUUCUUCACUCAGUGAUCUUCAAAAAGCUGAGGAGCUUAUCAAGAAAGAAAUGCUUACAAUGAUGCAUUAUGAUUCAAUCCGCAAUCCAGUCAAUAACUCCACAGAAAAGGGUGGUGGCCUCUCGAGGAAGAUCAUUGAGACCAGCCAAAACUUUUUAAGCAAUAAUUCCUAUCAGGAAUUUGAAGACAAGGAAAUUGAACAGGCAAAGGAGUUACUGAAAGUGGAAAUGGAAAAAGUGAAGGCUGGUAUGGGGCAUGGGGACUUGACAAUGGAGGCAUAUACACAGGUUUGGGAGGAAUGCCUGUCACAGGUUUUAUUCGUUCCAUCCCAAAACCGAUACACGAGGGCUUCUUUGGCUUCGAAGAAGGAUCGGCUGGAAAGUGCUUCACGCCAUUUAGAGACUAACCGAGCUCAUAUGGCUAAAGAGGCUAAAAAAGCUGCCAAAUUAGAAAAGAAGCUGCGAACCUUGACCGCCGGUUACCAGUCCAGAUCACAAGCUCUACACAAGCAAACCCAAGAUCUGAUUGAUCAAGUAGAGGCCGCUCGCAUUGAAUUAGACACUUAUUCUUUCUUAAAGAAGCAUGAAGAUGAAGUGUUUUAUCUCUUUGAUCUAAUUCACCAAAACAACAACAAUAUUUCGAAAUUGGCCAAAGUGGCAGGUUUCCUGAUUAAAGUCAUCAUUGGUCUCAGUGAGAAAGAUACAACGAUGCUUGAAAAUGAAAGCGUAAACGAAACGGUGCUAGAUCUAGUGUUCCAGCUUCUGCAAUUUACUCCUGAUGCUGUUAAAUAUAAAAUUCCUAUGGGUGACGAUCUUGCCCGUCUUUUGGAACUUCAUGUGUCCAUCGCUAUACAUCCAAUUUUAGAUAAGUUGACGAAAACACGACAGCUUCUUCCUAGCUUACUGAAAGCAACUUCGAAUUGCCCACCUGAGAAUCGACUGAACUUGAUACGGCUACUCGGUUUGCUGCUGACACCUAAUUUUCAGUCAACAGUUAGAAACUGCGGUAUAACCACAAGUGACUUAUUGGCAAUGUUUCUCUCCUCAGUUAACCAAGGGCAUGUGGAGUUCAACCGGGUUAUUCUUCUUCAUGGUAUAACCCAUAGCGGCAAAGGAAUUCAUACUGUGCCUAUCUACGAACUAUUGGUUACACAAGCUGCAGCCACCAUGGCCAUUAUGACACAAGAUUCUGUUGUACAGUGUGUUGCAGUUCUUCUCAAAUCUCUCAUCCAAGAUGGAUUUUGGGCUCAUCUCAUGUCCUGUGAUAUUCUUACCUUUAUGGCAAGGUACGGCCCGUCUCAGUUUUGUCUUGAACUAGUUCAGCACUUGUUCCUCCUUAGUCCAUCGACUCCGACCAUCUCUUGCCGGCCAGUCUGUCUUCUCAACCGUUUGAUCCCGCUACUUUCUCCUGCUGGUAGGGCGGCCAUACUGAAAUCACAUCCUGUAGAAAAAUACCCCGAUUUAUGGGCUGCCAUAAACUGGGAAGCAUUCACUGUCGAGCAAAAAGUGGAACUCCGGCAAUGUUUGCCACCUUCCGCAAUUGGUUCACAAUUUUGCAAAGCUAACACAGUGAUUCGACUUGGUUUAAUUUGUACUUCCGGAAACGACUCAGUUCUUCAAGAUCAAAUCGAUUUACGAUUGAAUUUGAUCAAAGCGGGCACGGUGCUACUUUUUGGAUUGAAAAGUAAAUCGGCUAAGGAUUAUCAACGCCAUAUGGAGCAUCUUUUAGCGUGCGUUUUACGCGUUCUUCUGUGUACAGCUGAGCCAGCUCAGAAAGAAUCACAUCUUUACUUAAUGCAAAUAUUAAAAUUGGCUUUAGACAGCAAAGCUUUAACGGCUGUUCAGCUUGAUGUCACCAUUUUUCUAAGUAAAAUUGGUUUAUAGCGACCGGCCCCGAUUAGCCAAAAUCGGUCUUUACUUUCAAUUGAUAUUGCUAGGCUGAUACAUCAUCACCUUCUGAAAGAGGGUUAUGAAAGCUCUGCCAAUAAUCUAAUAAGUGAGUGCCCACACCUGAAAGGGUUAAAGCCUGUUAAACACCCUUACAAGCUUCCACGGAUUUUGGGACUUUCAUUGGCUGAUUUAUUCGAAAGUUAUUUUGAAACUAAGGAAAACGUGAUUGAGGAAUUGGAGCUUCUAGAAUCGGUCGUCUUUAGAGAACAUGACAGUCUUCCACUGCUUACCAAAACACUAGUGGAAAACCUUAAAUCAUCAACACUGUCAAAAUCUAUUCAAAAAAAAACCUGGAGUAAAGGUGUCAACACAGAAGUUGUAAUAAACAAUGGCCCUGCAGUCUGUGAUGCAAGUGUCAACACUGACUCUGUUCUUGUUCCACAAAAUUGUGAUGCAAGUGUCAACACUGACUCUGUUCUUGUUCCACAAAAUUGUGAUGCAAGUGUCAACACUGACUCUGUUCUUGUUCCACAAAAUUGUGAUGCAAGUGUCAACACUGACUCUGUUCUUUUUCCACAAAAUUGUGAUGCAAGUGUCAACACAGAUUCUAUCUGUGUCCCAGAAAAUUGUGAUGCAUGUGUAAACACUGAAGCUCCCUGCUACCCACAAACAUGUGACUCUUGUAUUAACACAGAUCUUUUCAGUGGUCUGCGUGAAACAUGUGAUACAGGUGUUAACACUGAAUCUUGUUUUAAUGCUGACAAGACAAGUCAAUCAAACUUGUCUGUGGAAAAACCUGAUGUUCUUGAAAACACAAUUGAUAAUAGUGCCAACAAUCAAGUCAUCAUUCAUAGUCAGGAAAAAAAUGUUUUAAACCAUGGCACACAUGCAAUGUCUCCAACAGCAUCAGGAAAAACCAAAGUACAAGAUGAUAAUGGUGAUGCAAACAUGAAUCCUAAUUGGAGCCAACAUCAUGAUAUUGACCAAGAAAGUAGCCAUGCACUGCAUUGCUCAGAACAACUUGUUGCUACUGAAACAGUGGAUUUUUCCCUAGUGUAUGACCGGUUGCUAGAAAAUAGAGAGUUCCAAGAAAAGAUAGCUGAAAGCAUUAAUAAAAAGAAAGCUCAAGCUGUUUUACCAUACACUGAUAAUUCAAAAUGUGGAAGCUUGGCAUCAUCACAAGAUCUGGAUACUGUUAUCAAAGCUAUUGUGGCAGAAACUCAAGCAGAUCCUUCUUUUGACAAUUUUCUGAAAGACUGCAUAGGUAUUGACAGUGAAGAUCAAACUUCAGUUGGUACCCCAGACAGUAUAGCUCCAAAUGACAGUGAACCCAAUGCUAUGCCUUAUAAUUCAGGUAAUCAAGAAAAUUGCUUGGUUUUGGAUGAUGUAGGGGAACCAAUGUUAGUGGAGCAACCAACAAUACCAUCAUCUUUUUUUACUGUACAAAGUUCUGACGUAACAGGCAGCUCUUCUUUGAUUAACACCCUUAAUAGUGUUGCAAUUGUGACAUCCUCGGGUCAAAUAACUUUGGUUCCAACUAUCAUUUCGGCUAUGCCUGGUGAGGUAGACCCUUCAGAAACUGUAUCUUCCACGAUAACUAAAAGAGUAAAGAAGAAACAAACCAUGAUUCUUAGAAGAGCACCCGUUCGGAUUGCUCCGAAGCCCAUCUUUACCCUCACUAUCCCUGCCCCGGAUGAUGACUACAAUCAUGUUCCAACUUCUGCAUGUGAAGCCGAAUCAGGCUUUCGAGAACAGGAUAUAGUGGAAAAUCAAGUAAACCAGCAACAAAGUGUUAAUUAUAAUCUUUUAACACGUGAAACCCCUGGUGAUUGUAGUCCAGGUCCCUCUAAGAUGAAACCUAUAAUGAAGAUAAAAAAUCGUGCUCUAGCGAAAAGUAGACGUACAAAAAAUUCGAGAAUUCGCGAUCCAAUCUUUCAACGUCUCACCAAUCCCCCACCUUCAGAAAAAAAUCUUACUUCUAAUUUGGCUGCGCUAUUGAAAAUUGCAGAAGAGUACCGCUCCAGUACUAUGGAUGUUCCAAAUCAACAAAUCGUUGGUCAAACGGAGCCAUCGGGAUCACCUGAUGUAGUCUUUCGUACACCCAUUCCGGAUUCAUCUGGAUUCGUAACCACCCCUACUAGCACUCGGCGCCGAAGCCAUGUUCGACAGCUUAAUUUUGGCGAAUCGCCUGAAUUACCUAAUAAGCCAGCUGAAAACAGUCCGGCAGCUAAUCCGAAACGAUCCGAAAUACCUUGGGAUCUUGCCUUGAGAAAUGCUUUUUCAGCUCCUCCUCCAACAGACAGUGAUAUUUUUGCAACACCAAAAGGAAAGGCCAAACGCAAAAGAAAAAGGUCACCAAUGCCUGAAACAAGCGAUGCAAUAGCUAUCCAAGACACUUCCUCUAAUGAAGUAGCUGUUAGUACUUCACCAUCCAAAUGCUCACUUUCGCCCGCUCAAGCGUCUGCAUUCAAUUUGGCGGCAACAGAAGAAACCGUCGCCCCGGUCCCUGUGGCGGAAGAAAGAUCGCAACCGUGCGGCACUUCGGAUUCCAAUUAUGCCGAUUUAGUUGCUGCUUCAAUUUUACAGGAGAUGGCAAACACUCCCAUAACGGAAGUGACCCGAGAGGAUACUUCAAAAGAAACUGCAACGGAUGGAUUGGUCACAAAUUGCGUAGUUUCGACUGCUAACUUAUCCCAAUUUGGAAUGGAUGUGGUUAGCCGUGAAGAACAUGUAAUGCAACAUUUGACUCUUCCAGUUCUUGCUACCCCGCGUAAGGAGAUAACAGAAAGCUUGGUAGGAAGUUACCCACCUCAAAGCGUUCCUUCCACUGUGCUCUGCGAUGGUCAAAGCAAUAGCGUCAGCUUCGGUGCAUGGGACGGGGAAAUCCCACGGACACCGCAAAUCCGUAUGGAUCUUACCAGUUCUACUAGUCCCUUCCAAGUUUCUCUUACGAAAGGUUUCCGUUUCUUACCGGCGGCGGAUUCUCCCAGUUUGGCUGUUCCUUUCACUCCAUGCAUUUUAGAAGCGGGCAAUUCUAACACUUCCAUCGACACACCAUACGUCGGUUUUUAUCAAUUCCCGUCAGUGCUAAGCACUCCCAGAUUGGAAGCUCUGCGGCAGGAAAUCAUGGAGAGCCCGGGUAAAAGCUUGAGCAUGACCGUGAUCAGUCCUACCCAGGUGGUCCUCGGGCGUCCAACCCCAUAUUUCGUUCCAAGUGGUGAGCGAGCGCAGGGCCCUAUAAUGAAUCAAAAUGCUACUCCAGAGCAUGUACCCGAACCAGACAAGCUGGACAGAAGACGACGGAGUUCGAUGGAAAUGGAUCCGUUGCAGUUGGAAGAGUCCAACGAUGCAAGCGAUGCGGCAGCUGCAUUGAUGUGCAAAACCGCGGAGAACGUUGCUGCUGCCCUUCACCCGCCUACUCCAUAUAAAACAGAUCAAACUCUAGAAAACGACCUUAUCAACGAAUGCCAGCGUUUGGAAGAUGUUCCUUCAACAGAAAAAGUUAAACAACGUUAUCAGCGAUUAAUAGAAUUGUUUGGGGAGGAUUCCACGAAUCUUAACGGAGGCACUAAUGCUAUUCCAGCUGCUCCUGAGACCGUAAUGGAAGAUGCACUAGCUCAAAGUACUCCUAUAAUUACGAAACAAAAAAACGGAAAGACUAGAAGAACCGCACCCAAGAAAUCUAUCCCCAUAGAUGAGUCCAUUAGCUCGGGGUGUGCCAGAGUGCAAGUUUAUGCCGGAAAUCCCCAAGUUAAUCGCCGCAAGUCUAAGCGCCAUUCAAAAGGAUCAAAGACGUUCACAUCACUAGAGGAUGAAGCUAUAAUUCAAGAGCUUUUGGCUAUGUCGAGAUCAAACAACUCGUAUGAUGUUGUGAAGCAGUCUCCCUUACGCAAAAAGAAGCAGAGGUCGCAUUCGCUAAAUCGUGAACAAGGCAGUUCAUCUGGCGAAGUAGAUAUAGAGAAAAAAUCGACGCGAAAGCAAAGCAAUCUGUCUGGUUUUAAUGACGUGAUGACCAUUGAGGCUUCGACUUCCAUGAGUGAACUUGUGUCCGUAUCAUGUGUAUCGUCACCGAAUUCCUCAAGGGAAGAAGUGGACGUCGUCGAGUUGGUAGAGAUGGUUGAAUCGCCCUUGAAUAGUCCAAGGAAGAAAGACAAAUCCAAGAAAACCACAAAGAGCAGAGAAAAACCGUCCACCAGGGCAGCACGGAAAGCAUGUAGCUCGAGCUCGUUUGGCAUGGCAACCCGUAGGACUCCGGUAAAACUGUUCAAAUCCGCACCACCACCAUACGCUCGUAAAGCGAUUAGCUACCGCCAAUCGGCCACUGUCAAGAAAACACCCACAAAAGUAUCACCUGGGGAAUCUGCUUUCGCUACCAAUGUCUCCCACGAAGACACAGAUUUGGAAAGAUAUCCAAUAGGAGCAGUCAACAUACCUGUCACAGUCCCCUCGACAAAGCAUAUUCAACCUACAGAAGAUUUUGAUAGGGUAGUCGAAAGUGAUGAUCGGACUAUGGAAAAGUCUGUAGCUUCUCCGGUUAUGGAGAUUGCUGAAAACACCGAUGGUCCAUUGAGUCUGACGCAACAAGCUGAAGUACUAGUGGCAACAGAAAAUUCAAUCGAUGAAACAACAGCAUUAACAGAAAUCACAAACGAACCUUCCGAAACCUCGUCACUCAUCUCUGUUGAGGGUUUGUCGAUAGAAUCAGAAAGCGAAAGAAUAAAAACGGCAAAUGAAAUAAGUGCGACUGAAACACAAGAAGUUAACGCGGAUGUCAUCAUUAGUUUUGAACAAAAUUCCAUAGCUGUUCCAAUAUUGGAACCUCCAGUAUCUCCUGCCAGUACCCCGGUGUCCAGGAACAUCUCAGAAAAGGCCGAAAAUUUCGUUAAUCUUCCAUCAGUAGCCAGUGACGUGAUUUGCGAAAAAGAUUACCAUGCAGAAUCAACGUUCACAACUCUCAUCGAAGCCGAAGGAGCUAAUACCGCAAAAUUCUUGGUACCUCACGAAAACUUGGUAGUGGAAACGAACCUGGAAGAUAGCAGCCUAACUUCACAUUCGAUAAGGGACUCAAGAUGUGAAGAAACACUUCCCCCGGCAGAAGCAUUAGUAAAGGUUACUGAUGAAGUCGCAGAGUCCAACUUCAUCGAAUCUACACUGCCUCAAAAAGACCUCAUGGUGAAGUCAAACCAGGAAUUAUUAUCUCCUAAAGUUAUUGCAGCCAAAGAAAAAACUAAACCUUCUAAUUCAAAGCUACAAAAUUACCUGCAAUUAAGUAGCUUUAACAGUACACCUGACUGUUCAUCCAAGAGAAAGUCAUCAGAGCUUGAUGCUACUAUUUUAUCGCCAAACUUCAGCAGUCCUGCUCAUCCCAAACCAUCUGCUAUUGGUGUUUGUGGCCAAUUACCUCUUCAAGAAACAGCUGUAGUCAUGCACAAAGACCUUGUAAACAAAAUCAGAAAGCAGAUGAGGCUGAGUAAAGAAGUUGAUCUCUACUCACAAUGAGUAACCUAGCAUUUUAAAACUAAACGUUUAAAUUCUCGUAUAUAGCUUAUUGGUAACGUAAUUGAAUUAUUUAACGCAGAAUGUCUCUUAGUAGUUUUGUAUUGCCUUUUUAAAUCUUAAAGUUAAUUAACCGUAAAAAAUUGUUUGCCUGAAUAAUAAAGUACGUGUUCCGUU
Molecule: messenger RNA, 9384 nt
Organism: Daphnia magna
Lineage: Eukaryota; Metazoa; Arthropoda; Branchiopoda; Diplostraca; Daphniidae
Gene: Cdc5
Biological process (GO): mRNA splicing, via spliceosome; regulation of transcription by RNA polymerase II
Cellular component (GO): spliceosomal complex; Prp19 complex
Molecular function (GO): RNA polymerase II transcription regulatory region sequence-specific DNA binding; DNA-binding transcription factor activity, RNA polymerase II-specific; protein binding
Source: RefSeq, a predicted model, not a curated record